Molecule: messenger RNA, 3579 nt
Organism: Sinocyclocheilus rhinocerous
Lineage: Eukaryota; Metazoa; Chordata; Actinopteri; Cypriniformes; Cyprinidae
Product: pleckstrin homology domain-containing family F member 2
Exons: 2
Coding region: 563-1300 (245 amino acids)
Biological process (GO): endosome organization; endosome to lysosome transport
Cellular component (GO): early endosome
Molecular function (GO): phosphatidylinositol binding; metal ion binding
Source: RefSeq, a predicted model, not a curated record
GUGUCAACUUACCUGAGAAAGACCAAGGUCAUUUGUGUUGGCUGUAAACCUAAAUCAUUGACCUCAUAACCCAAUAGCAGUUUUAAAACGAAAGAUUAUGCCUUUAUAACCUUGCGGUUAACUCCUCAACUGGGUUAUUAACCCCACUGUUGAUUACCUCACACACUAAUCACAUGACUCAGGCAGUUAUAAAGGCAGAUCUAAUCUGUGGUUUAUUUCUAAGAAACAUGUAUAUGCAUGUUUCCAGCGAAGAAGGAAAAGUGAAAGGCACCACAUGAACACCAGACAACGUUAAAUACAAGGAUCAGUGUUUAUCCAGAUUAGUCCCUGCCCCUUCUCCCACACCACCCCGACCCGGAGUCACGCUAGUGACGCUUCACCAUUCCCUGCUCCUGCCUCAGCCAUAUUGAAAGAGCAGUUUCCGAGUUUGGCUGCACGGGAAGGUGGCAGAAAAACUUUCAAGUGACGCUUUUUGAAUUUGGAAUUAAAAUAAUAUACCCGUUGGAAAAUUUACCAGAGAUUGUCUACAGCCGUCGAUCGGUUGCUUUGAGGCAUCUGAAAGAUGGUGGACCGCUUGGCGAAUAGUGAGGCCAACUCUAAGCGCAUCGGGGUCGUGGAAGCAUGCUUUGGCACAGCAGGUCAACCGCUGGUUAUUCCAGGUCGAGUGCUCAUAGGAGAGGGUGUUCUCACAAAGCUGUGCCGCAAAAGGCCCAAAGCCCGACAGUUCUUCCUCUUCAACGACAUUCUUGUGUACGGCAACAUCGUCAUCCAGAAGAAGAAGUACAAUAAGCAGCACAUCAUCCCUCUGGAGAGCGUCACCAUUGACACGGUAGAGGAUGAGGGCGACCUGCGCAACGGCUGGCUCAUUAAAACGCCCACAAAAUCCUUCGCCGUCUACGCCGCCACAGCAACGGAGAAGUCUGAGUGGAUGAGCCACAUCAGCAAGUGUGUCUCGGACCUACUAGAAAAAAGCGGGAAAUCUCCCACCGGUGAGCACGCAGCUGUCUGGGUGCCUGACUCUGAGGCGACCGUGUGCAUGCGGUGCCAGAAGACGAAAUUCACCCCCGUCAGCCGGCGCCACCAUUGCCGGAAAUGCGGCUUCGUUGUGUGUGGCCCCUGUUCGGAGAAGAAGUUCCUGCUUCCCAGUCAGUCGUCCAAACCGGUGCGCGUGUGCGAGUUCUGUUACAAGCAGCUCUCCUCGGGCGCCACCCUACCGUCCCACUCGGACUCCUACAGCCGUCCGGAGAUUUCCAGUAACAACAUCUCGGACGACGACGAUGAUGAUGACAGCAGUGACUGAGGGUCACUUUUAGGAAUAUUGACAAUCUGCAGAUCAUAUCCCAUUAUUUUAGUCUAAUUUUCAUUCAGGGUUUGCAAAGGUUCCUGUGGCAAUAACACUUUCCCAAAACAAUUAGAUGCCCUUGUGCAUAUGAACAAAAGGUUUGAUGGGAAUUGUUCCUGCGUAUUAAUGAACACUACUUGUCGGCUCUCUCUACUUUCACAUUAAAGUCACUCUCAUAGUCCUUUUUAACCUCUUUCAUGUAGAUGCAUUUCUUGGCAAUGGUGCUCCUUCAUCUUCUUUUCAACUUUUUUUUCCCCUUCAUUUUUUGUUACCGUAUUUUUACUGAGUGGUGCUGCUAUCCGCUGGAGGAAGAGAAUGUUGGGUAAUGUGAUUGCAGGCUGUUCCUAGGCAUACACUCCCUCAGGUGAAACGGUGUAGUUUUAAACGAGGAGCUGCAUUUAAUGCUUUGAACAACUAACCACUAACAAACCGUGAAAGCUUGCGUUCGGGUGAAGAUCUUCUGUUUCUCACUUUGCUCAGUGUCUAGUAAUUGCAAAUGACAAAUCAGAUAGACGCUACUAAGCUUGUAAAUGCAUGUAUAUAAUGCUGUGGUGCAGGAAGUCUGUUGCAAAGUUCAUCUGACAAGGUCAUCACUGCCUUAGUGCCUUCUUAUUUAUCCUCAGGAUCGAGAAAUGAGAAACUAUUUAUGACUUUCUUUGCUUUGAGACACCGGCCUUUAUCUGAUGGCACAUCGCAUGACGUAUUCUGUUGAGAGGUGCACAGGUACCAUUGAGUGACCAUUUUUUUGCAGUUCUGGUCAAAAUUAGUUGAGUCGACAGUUUCAGUUGCGUACAGUUCAAAUCAUUAUAAUAUCUCUGUCCAAAUAGCUUUUGGACAUUCCCAUGAUUCCAGCUGUAGUAUUUUGUGACAUCCUGCAUCUGUAGUCCACAUGCCCUAAACUAUGCUGGUAUCUCUCCAGCCAUGAUUUCAACUCUAUACAAAUUAGCAUGCGGCCCACAGGAAUCACUAAGGCGAAGGACGUGCUAUCCAUUCCACCCGCCCUCUCUCAUUGGGUUCUUUGUGUUAGAGAAGUCACAUGUUGGGUCUUGACAGUCAAUUCUACAUGUUUUGAACGGGAAUCGAAAGCAUUAUGAGGAAGCGACUGUCACACAGCCGCCUUUUGUUUAGUUUUUUAUGGCUAUUCGACACAAGAAAAACUGCACUAACAACUUUCCAAAGUGGUGUGUUGUUUUAAUAAAUGACUCUGUUAGACACUAUAGAGAGAUACAGUAGUAUAUUUCAUCAACGAUCUGCCAGGUUUACAGUGGUUUUUACUUCUACACAAGUCAAGCUGGUGGGAGAAGAAGCUAUACUGCUUGAGAACUCCUCUCAGUACUGAAUACUUGAUCACCUGCUAAGAAUGGCAUAUUUUGUUUGUGUCAGAAUAAUAAAACUGACAUUGAAAAGGGAUAUUUAAUUAACCUAACUCUGGCUAAAAAGUCCGCUCAGACCAUCUAGUUCAAAUGCAGUUACAGAUACACUUAAGCGAAAAGUUUUUUUUUUUUUUUUUUGCUUUUACACUUUUAUGUGAUACUUAUAAAUAGGUUUACAGUGAUUGACUCAAGGUAAUUAUCUAAUCUUGCUUUUGGAAUGUAACGUUAGAUUCCAGGAUAAUUAUAUGUGGCAUAAUGUUUGAGUUAAUGAAUUGGUCUAAUCGUUACAAAUUUAACCUGAGAUGAUUUGUUUUAAUUUUACUUGUAUGUUGUAAUAUUCUGCUUCAGUUGUAAUAUUCUGAGAUGAUUUUGUUUUUGCAUGUUGUAAACUUUUGUGUAUAUAUAUUUUACUCUUAGUUGGGCUUGCUGCUUUUAGUUUUUUUUCAUAGCGUUUCCCUGUGGUUCAUGUGUGCAUUUCCUGAACACCUCUGGAUCAGCUUACCAGCACUUUACUCUCUCUGCAAACCACGAGAGGGGUGGGGCCUGAUUGGGGAGGGGCUUGGGUAUGAUGUGGGCGGGGACUACAUGUCUUUACAAAUCUGGCCUUCAAAUACAAGAGAAUAGAUCUGAGUAGAGGAUAAUCAGGAUUGACAUUUACUUUCCAUUUGUUUCCUUUUGUGAUUUCUUGAACAUGUAAUUUAUGAUUCCCUUGUUCUUGGAUGGAUUUUGGGGAUUUUCUGUUUCUUGUACAUUUUUGCCAUUUUUAAUUCUCAUUUAAAACUCUGAAAGGGCUGAAAACUGAACGUAAUCCAUCGUAUUAUCAUUAUUAGAUACUAAUUUUGAGAAAUAUAUGCAUCGCUUAAA